GCGCAGCGCGGGCCUAGUUGAGGCGGCUUAGCUGCGCUGGCAACUCCCCGGGCGGUCGGCGGCGCGCGGGAUGCGUGGUUCCCGCGCGCGCACGGACAGAGAGAGAGAGAGAGAGAGUAGCGUGCGCGAAGCGAUCUGAGGGUUCCGCGGAACGGCCGGCGUCUUCUCUACGUGCGGGGAGACGGUGGCGGAGCUCGAGACGCCCGCGGGUCGGAGCAAAAGCAGCAUGCGGGUGGCGGCGCUCUGGGCGCGCGUGGGUACCACUUGAAUGGGCUGAUCAGUGUGAAAGGGACCUAAAACUUUUGCUUGCAAAAGGGUGUGAGGAGUUUUGCUGCACAUAGGAAUAUAUUUGCAUGUGUAACACUGGAUGUAUUCACCACUUUCUCUACUUUGGAAUAUGAAGCCUAACUUCAGCAUCUCAACAUUUGUUGUGGUAGCAGCAGUUUUGUGCUGCUUGAUGUCAUCAACAGAGGCAGAUAGCAAACCAAACUUUAUGAAAACUCCUGAAGAUCAGAUUGGGAUUUCUGGUGGUGUGGCCUCCUUUGUAUGCCAAGCAACAGGAGAGCCAAAGCCACGCAUCACUUGGAUGAAGAAAGGAAAAAAGGUCAGCUCCCAGAGAUUUGAGGUUAUUGAAUUUGAUGAUGGAUCUGGAUCAGUUCUGCGGAUUCAACCACUACGUGUCCUUCGGGAUGAAGCAAUUUAUGAAUGCAUGGCUACCAGCAGUGUUGGCGAAAUAAACACGAGUGCCAAACUUACAGUAUUAGAAGAGAAUCAACUUCCUCCAGGCUUUCCAACUAUAGAUAUGGGCCCCCAGCUCAAGGUAGUAGAGAAGGCCCGCACAGCUACAAUGCUUUGUGCUGCCAGCGGCAACCCUGACCCCGAAAUCUCCUGGUACAAAGAUUUCCUUCCGGUGGACACAGCUGCUAGCAAUGGCAGGAUCAAACAGCUUCGUUCAGGGGCUCUCCAAAUUGAAAACAGCGAGGAGUCGGAUCAAGGCAAAUACGAAUGUGUUGCUACAAACAGUGCAGGGACCCGUUACUCUGCUCCAGCAAACCUUUAUGUGCGAGUGCGGCGAGUAUCUCCUCGAUUUUCAAUCCCUCCAAGCAACCAUGAAGUGAUGCCUGGAGGGAGUGUGAACCUCACAUGUGUAGCAGUGGGGUCUCCAAUGCCGUAUGUGAAGUGGAUCUUUGGAGAUGUGGAAUUAACAAAAGAAGAUGACAUGCCAAUGGGCAGGAAUGUUCUAGAACUGAUCAAUAUUACACAAUCAGCCAACUAUACAUGUGAAGCCAUGUCCUCACUGGGAGUAAUCCAUGCAACAGCCCAGAUUACUGUCAAAGCUCUGCCAAAGCCCCCGACAGAACCAUUAGUGACUGAAACAACGGCCACCAGUGUUACUCUCACGUGGGACUCUGGAAAUGCAGACCCCAUCUCUUAUUAUGUCAUCCAAUAUAAGUCAAAAUCUUUGGAGGGAACGUUCCAAGAAGUGGAUGGGGUGGCCACCACCCGCUAUAGUAUUGGUGGCCUAAGCCCCUUCUCAGAAUAUGAGUUCCGCAUUAUUGCUGUAAACAACAUUGGAAGGAGCCUCCCUAGUGAACUGGUGGAGGCGCGGACAGGAGAACAAGCUCCAUCAAGCCCACCCCUCAAAGUGCAGGCACGGAUGCUGAGCGCUAGCACCAUGCUGGUCCAGUGGGAGCAACCUGAAGAGCCUAAUGGACUGAUUCGAGGCUACCGGGUAUACUACACCACUGAUCCCCAUCUACCGCUCAGCAUGUGGCAGAAGCACAACACUGAUGACAGUCAUCUCACCACUGUGGGCAGUUUGAUAACUGAGACUACAUAUAGUAUCCGUGUCUUGGCUUUCACCUCAGUAGGAGAUGGGCCCCCUUCUGAUGUUAUUCAAGUCAAGACCCAGCAGGGUGUGCCAGCCCAGCCAGCAGAUUUCCAAGCUGAGGCCGAGUCAGAUACACGGAUCAUGUUGACUUGGCUACCAGCCUCUCAAGAGCGCAUCACCAAGUAUGAGCUGAUAUACUGGGAGGGAACAAAUGGGAUCCAGCAUAAGUUGGAAUUCGACCAGACUUCUUCUUAUCCAGUUGAAGGACUCAAGCCAGACACACUCUACAAAUUUCAGCUAGGAGCCCGGUCUGAGCAGGGACUAGGAGUCCUUACUCCAGUUUUGGAAGCUCGGACAGCACAGUCCACCCCUUCUGCCCCACCCCAAGAGGUCGCAUGUGUAAGCAUCAGCUCUACCACCAUCCGGGUAAGUUGGGUACCACCGCCGGCUCAUAGCCGCAAUGGAGUCAUCACGCAAUAUUCCAUCGCAUACCAGGCAGUGGAAGGAGAGGACAGCACCAAGCAUGUGGUUGAGGGCAUUGGACAUGAGCACUCCAGCUGGGAGAUCAGCAACUUGGAGAAAUGGACAGAGUACAAAGUGUGGGUGAGGGCUCACACAGAUGUUGGUCCUGGACCAGAGAGCAUCCCUGUCUCUGUUCGCACUGAUGAAGACGUGCCCGGUGCUCCCCCACGGAAAGUGGAGGUAGAGUCAGUGAACUCAACAGCAAUUCGUGUUUCCUGGAAAUCACCCAUCUCCAACAAACAGCAUGGCCAAAUUCGAGGUUACCAAGUCACCUAUGUAAAAAUGGAGAAUAAUGAACCAGUUGGACCACAUGUCAUCAAAGAUGUCAUGGUAGCAGAAUCCCAGUUGAGGCUUAAGGACUCUGCUGACCACGAAACCAUCAUAGGAGGCCUUUUACCAGAAACUACCUAUUCUGUCAGCAUCGCGGCCUAUACCACUAAAGGGGAUGGGGCCCGCAGCAAGGCCAAAGUGAUUGCUACAACUGGAGCAGUCCCAGGCAAACCUACCAUGAUGAUCAGUACAACAUCUAUGAACACUGCCCUAAUCAAUUGGCUCCCACCCAAAGAGAUGGUUGGAGAGCUCUUGGGCUACAUGCUGCGAUACAAAUGUGCUGAUGAAGAGAAGAUGAUAGUAAUUCAGUUUGGAAAAGAUGACGAUCACUACACUGUGACCAAACUUUACAAGGGUGCCACUUACAUCUUCAAAUUGUCUGCAAAGAAUAGGGCAGGUCCUGGGGAGGAGUUUGAGAAGGAAAUAAGUACUCCAGAGGAGCCACCAAGUGGCUUCCCCCAGAACCUGGAGGUGGUUGGGCUUACCACCUCCACCACUAAAGUGACCUGGAAUCCACCACUGCUGGCUGAGAGGAAUGGAAAAAUUACUAACUAUACAGUUGUAUACAGAGACAUAAACAGCCAGCAAAACCUGACCAAUGUUACUAAGGAACAAAGUAUCACUCUGACCAAUCUCAAGUCUGAUACAACUUACGACAUCAGAGUUAGAGCCCACACUAGCAAGGGAGCGGGACCUCUCAGCCCCAGCAUUCAAUCAAGAACAAUGCCAAUGGAACAAGUGUUCGCAAAGAACUUCCGUGUCAGUGCAGUGAUGAAAACCUCAGUGCUACUUAGUUGGGAAGUACCUGAUUCUUAUAAAUCGGCAGUACCAUUCAAGAUUCUAUACAAUGGGCAGACUGUGGAGGUAGAUGGACAUUCUAUGAAGAAGCUGAUUAAUUACUUGCAGCCAGACACAAAUUAUUCCUUUGCACUUACAAACCGGGGAAGUAGUGCAGGCGCAUUACAACAUCGGGUCUUCAUCCGGACAUCACCUGAUGUUUUCCAGACAAAGCCUGUUUCCCCAUACAAAUAUAUCCAUAAUGGACAGUUCACCAUCACCCUCCCCAAAGUGAAGACUUCUGUGCCAGUCAGGUCGUACUACAUUGUGGUAGUACCAAUAGAGCACACAAGCAGGAUGCUCGCCUCCAGACUGAAGAGUCCCGAUGAGAUGGAACUGGACCAGCUACUUGAGGCCAUAAACCAAGGGUCCAUAGAAAGGCGCCAGCGUCGACAAGCAGAACGCCUCAAGCCUUAUAUCGCAGCCCAAGUGGAAGAACUGCCAGAAACAUUUGUUUUGGGAGAUGAAAAGAAUUAUAAAGGCUUCUUUAAUAAGCCACUUUCAGAAGAUUUGAGCUACCGUUGUUUUGUGCUGGCUUCACUGGAAGAUGGUGAUACGAAGAAGUAUGCAGCCAGUCCCUAUUCAGAGGAGAUUGUGAUGGAGGUAUCACCAAAGCCGCAAGAUGAACCAGAAAUGCUGUGGGUGAUGGGCCCUGUCCUUGCGGUCAUCUUGAUUAUCAUUAUCGUUAUUGCCAUCCUACUCUUCAAAAGGAAAAGGACCAAUUCACCCUCAUCCAAGGAUGAACAUACCAUUGGCCUGAAGGAUUCCUUACUCGCCCACUCUUCUGACCCUGUUGAAAUGAGGCGACUGAACUACCAAACACCAGGCAUGCGUGACCAUCCUCCCAUUCCAGUAACAGACCUUGCUGACAAUAUUGACAGACUGAAAGCCAACGAUGGACUGAAAUUCUCCCAGGAAUAUGAGUCCAUUGAUCCUGGGCAACAGUUCACCUGGGAGAACUCCAACUUGGAAGUGAACAAACCAAAGAAUCGCUAUGCAAAUGUGAUUGCCUAUGAUCACUCUCGAGUCAUCUUGACCUCCAUUGAUGGGGUCCCUGGAAGUGACUAUAUCAAUGCCAACUACAUUGAUGGCUACCGCAAACAGAACGCUUACAUUGCUACACAGGGGCCACUGCCUGAGACACUCAGUGACUUCUGGAGAAUGGUAUGGGAGCAACGUACAGCAACAAUCGUCAUGAUGACACGACUGGAGGAAAAGUCUCGGGUGAAAUGUGAUCAGUACUGGCCAGGACGUGGUACAGAGACCUAUGGGUUAAUCCAAGUGACUUUGCUGGAUACGGUUGAACUUGCAACUUAUACAGUCCGAACAUUUGCCCUGUACAAGAACGGCUCCAGUGAAAAACGGGAACUGCGACAGUUUCAGUUUAUGGCGUGGCCUGACCAUGGUGUGCCAGAAUAUCCUACUCCAAUUUUAGCAUUCUUGAGACGAGUAAAAGCAUGCAAUCCUUCAGAUGCUGGCCCAGUGGUUGUACAUUGCAGUGCUGGUGUAGGCAGAACAGGCUGCUUCAUUGUAAUUGAUGCCAUGCUUGAGAGGAUGAAGCAUGAAAAGACAGUGGACAUCUAUGGGCAUGUGACAUGCAUGCGCUCACAAAGAAACUAUAUGGUGCAGACUGAGGAUCAAUACAUCUUCAUCCACGAAGCCUUGCUAGAAGCAGCCACUUGUGGAAACACCGAGGUGCCUGCCCGCAAUCUCUUUGCCCAUAUCCAGAAACUGAGUCAGGUACCUCCAGGUGAGAGUGUCACAGCAAUGGAACUAGAGUUUAAGCUCCUCGCCAAUUCCAAAGCACAUACCUCACGAUUCAUCAGUGCCAAUCUUCCAUGCAACAAAUUCAAAAACCGCCUAGUGAAUAUCAUGCCCUAUGAGCUGACACGGGUUUGCCUGCAGCCAAUCCGGGGUGUUGAAGGCUCAGAUUAUAUCAAUGCUAGUUUUGUAGAUGGUUACAGACAACAGAAGGCUUACAUCGCCACACAGGGACCUUUGGCUGAGACUACAGAGGAUUUCUGGCGAAUGCUGUGGGAACACAACUCCACCAUUGUAGUGAUGCUGACAAAACUGCGAGAAAUGGGGCGGGAAAAAUGCCACCAGUACUGGCCAGCAGAACGCUCUGCUCGGUACCAGUACUUUGUAGUGGAUCCCAUGGCUGAAUAUAACAUGCCUCAAUAUAUCCUUCGUGAGUUUAAGGUCACUGAUGCUAGAGAUGGGCAAUCAAGAACUAUCCGGCAAUUCCAGUUCACUGACUGGCCGGAGCAGGGAGUACCAAAAACAGGUGAAGGCUUUAUUGACUUCAUUGGCCAAGUACAUAAAACUAAGGAACAGUUUGGCCAGGAUGGGCCCAUCACAGUACACUGCAGUGCGGGGGUCGGACGCACAGGGGUGUUCAUCACAUUGAGUAUUGUACUGGAGCGUAUGCGCUAUGAAGGGGUAGUUGACAUGUUCCAGACAGUGAAGACCCUGAGAACACAGCGACCAGCCAUGGUGCAGACAGAGGACCAGUAUCAACUGUGUUAUCGGGCUGCUCUGGAGUAUCUUGGCAGCUUUGAUCACUAUGCAACGUAACUAAUGCUUUCAACAGGUUGCAGCAGGAAUGUCUAAGUGCAGAGACGGGUUCUUCCCAGCCAGCCGCCUAUUUGUUAGUCCUUCUGUGCAGAUGCUGCUGUUGCAGCAACAGCCUCCCCAUUGACCAACCAGUUUUGACCACAGUAUUUAGGUACAUUGCCACCAUGCUAAAAAUGGGACCAUCUAACAUUUCCAAGCACCAGAUGGAUUUAGGUUAAUACCUACACUCCUUUUCCUCCUCCUCCUCCCUCCACCACCCCUGAUAACAUUUCAUGGUGAGGGUCACUAGGUGGAAGGGACAAAAAUUUUUAUAUAUGUAAAAUAGUUAACUAGCCUUUUAUAUCUUUUCUUUUUUAAAAAAUUCUUUUGCAAGUCUUAAUGUUUUGCUCAGGCAAAACAGGAGAAUAGAGGUGGUGGGGUUUUAAUUUUCCUUUGUCUUCUCGCUUCCCCCCCCCCCUUAUGUUGUCUCAACCAUAGUGGCGCUGCCCAUUUUCGGGCACUCCCAGGUUAAUAUUAGCACCUGGCUCAUAGCUCUGGGAUCCUCCAACUCCCUCUUCAGUCCUUUGUAGAAUAUUCAUUUCCACAGAGUUGGAGCCAACCUAAUGAUUACUUCUGAAGUUUUUUUUUUUUUUCCAUAGGCUUGUCUUGUCAGAUGAGGCUCUAGCUAGAUCAGAUGCUUGAUCCUAUUGACAUGUGUCCAGUGACCUCAUAUAUUUCAACAGAUUCCAUGUAAACUUUCUAAUGGAAAGAGAGACCCACUGCCCUCAGAGCUUGUCUUGUUGAGAUGGGAGGAAAUGUGGCAUUGUUGCCACAGUCAAGUUCUAAAAAGGGACCUCACCAUAACAUUCCUUUAUUUAGUCCUUUUUGUGCCAAUAGCAUCCUGAAGUGUGGUUACAUAGAAAAUGUGGCCAACAAAGAGUAUCAGAGUAUUUUCCAAGGUAAAAUAGCACAACUCCGGAAGGCCAGCCUUCCUGCACAAACAGCUCCCAAAUGGGGGUGCCUUGGUUAUAGGAGGGGGAGAAGGAUUGGGGGUUUUCAAAUAAGGAAAUCACUUCUUAGAGGCUGGGUUUGGGUCUAAAUCUUGCUAUCCUGUAAACAUUUAAAAGUCAUUAGAAUGCUCUCAUUUUCAACAAUGUAAAGAUGGUUUAAUUAACCAAUGUGGCAAGACUACUGGAAUUAAUUUAAUGGUACUAUAUAUUAUUCCUCUUUAUUAACUUACACUUGCACUAAAGGCAGAAAGAUUACAGCCUUCUCCCAGGUGCAUAGCUCUAAAAAUAAAGGUGGUGGAAAGGUCUCUAACUGUAUUAUCCAAUGUAUCCAAACUGCAUUGAAAUCAACAAUCCUGGGUGGUGAUGUUGGAGAGAACAUUCAUUUUUACCUUGUGAUAGCAUAGUGCUGUAGGGGUCACUGUUGUAUACAGUCUGUUUUCUAUUUGUUAAUAAAGUUCUACAGCAUCAUUGCAUAAUUCUUGAUGUUAAUAAAUUUGAAUAAUCAGGUUUCCUACA
Messenger RNA from Pseudonaja textilis, 7602 nucleotides. It is a transcript of the gene PTPRF, whose product is annotated as protein tyrosine phosphatase receptor type F. Gene Ontology annotation, molecular function: protein binding; protein tyrosine phosphatase activity. Lineage: Eukaryota; Metazoa; Chordata; Lepidosauria; Squamata; Elapidae. Gene Ontology annotation, biological process: protein dephosphorylation. The record is from RefSeq and is a predicted model, not a curated record.